Uranotaenia lowii is the source of this 6255-nucleotide messenger RNA. RefSeq lists its product as uncharacterized. The transcript has a single exon. The record is from RefSeq and is a predicted model, not a curated record. NCBI's taxonomy places the organism in Eukaryota, Metazoa, Arthropoda, Insecta, Diptera, Culicidae. Gene Ontology annotation, molecular function: nucleic acid binding. Gene Ontology annotation, biological process: DNA integration. The coding region runs from base 1 to 6255 and encodes 2084 amino acids.
AUGCCGUCUGGAAGUAAGAUAGUUGAGAAGCUCCCUCAGGAAGAUGACACGGUGUUGGGCACCCAGGCUGGAACCACCAGUAGCUGUCAAGCCUGUGAGGAAGCGGACACGGAUAGGAUGGUGAUGUGCGAUGCUUGUGACGCUUGGUACCAUUACCAUUGCGUCGGCGUAGGAGAUAGUGUUAGCGACAAGAGUUUCGUUUGCCCCAAAUGCAAACUUGUUGCCGUACCCACGCUUACGGAGAAGACUCGAAAGGAACAACCACCUCUUUCGGUAAGCAGUUCGACUAGUUCGAGAAUAGGUUCCUCGGUAUCUACCGCACGAUCCCGUCUGCGAUUGAAUAUGAAGAAGCUUGAGGCCGAACGAGUUUUGCUGCAGAAGCAACUCGACUUGGAACGUCGAGCAAAACAAUCGGAAAACGAGAUGGAAUUCGAACGACGACAACUGGAAUUGGACCAGGCCUUUCACCGGGAGAAAUUUAAACGUCUUGAAGAGGAAGAAAAUGCUGAGAACGAUGCUAAGAGCCAAAAGUCGAUCCUGAGCAGUAUCCGGAAGGUUCAACAGUGGCAUAUUCGAACCGAAGCUACGACGCAGAAGAAACUGAGUGAGCUGAAAAUAGUAUCGAAUCCGAUAGAAUUAGAUAAUAUACCAAAAACGCAAGGUAGGCCACAACAAGUCAAAUUGUUAGCGACGAGGGACGAACGACGCCAACAGGGCGCAGUUGGUGAAAGCGUAGAGAUAGGCUCCCGUAAAUUAGGUGCGAUUCCGAAAGCUUCUAGACAGGUAGUAAAUAUUGUAGAGGAAAAGCUAGGAUAUCAAGCGGUACCGAUACAUCGACAUCGAGAUUAUUCUCUUGAUAUUUCUCCUAUCAGGACAAGUAACGUUAUAGACCCGAAACCCUUUCACGCGGUCGAUAAACAUACUCCGCCUUUUCCCCACGACAUGCGCGAAAGUACUCAACUUCCAACGAAUCGUUUAUCUCGCGAUCAAAUCUAUUGCGAAUCGAAAGUGUUGGGAGACCUGGUACGUAAUCCUCCGAGGUGGUAUGAUGAACCAGCUUUUGGUGCGACGAAAGCACGUGAAGACGAAGAACGUUUAGCGAAUGCCACGAAACCGAUGAUGAUUCAACGUGGCGGUUCGUGUGGAGACGAAGCCAGUGUGAUAUGUGGAGACGGAGAAGGUGAUUUUCAAUACCAACGUACAGGAAGCAGACAUCGUGGAGUAAGGGAUUAUAAUCCUACACACCAGCAGCUAUCAGCUCGGCAACUGGGAUCGAAGGAAUUACCUGAGUUCGAUGGUACACCGGAAGAUUGGCCUUUAUUUAUUUGUACGUUUCAAAAUACCUCGGCCGCAUGUGGUUACUCUGAUGAUGAAAAUUUGCUAAGGUUACAAAAAUGUUUGAAAGGACCAGCGAGACAAAUGGUUCAGAGCCAACUAAUGAUGCCGUCUGCAGUACCUAGCAUCAUUGAAACUCUGCGUACCCUUUACGGAAGACCGGAAGUACUAGUACACUCAUUGCUGCAAAAAAUACGACAAAUUCCUGCACCCAAAUCUGAUCGGUUAUCCGACCUAAUUACCUUUGGAAUGGCGGUCAAAAAUUUGUGUACUCAUCUGGAAGCCGCUCAACAAACUGCUCAUCUUAAUAACCCCACACUUCUGUUCGAGCUUAUGGAAAAGCUUCCGACGAACUUGCAGCUAGAUUGGGCUCUGUACACAAUGCGUUUCGAAUUCUACGAUUUAAGCACGUUUUCUUCAUUUAUGUCACAACUCGUCACAGCAGCUUCGAGAGUCACUUUGAGGAUCCAAAUGCCAGGUGCUAAUUCGAUUCAACGGGGCAGUAAGGCAGAAAAGCUUAACACUAGACAUUUUCUCGGCGUGCAUACGGAACUGGAUUCGUUCCCGGAGGACGCAGAAUCAGGUUUUGGAGAACGGAACCAUAUUUCUACUGGGAAUAGGCCUUUUGUGAAAAGCGAGUCCCAAGCUGGGCCAUCAUGCUUCAUAUGUAAAAAUCCAGAUCACCGCGUACGGGAUUGUUCGGAGUUCAAGAGACUGACUGUUGAAAAUCGCUGGACGAAAAUUCGGGAACUGGGAGUUUGCAAAGUUUGUCUGGGCUACCAUGGACGAAGACCUUGCAAGUCUUCAAGAACGUGCGAAGUUAAUGGUUGUCAGGAAAAACAUCAUUCUAUGUUACAUAUCGCGAACGUGAAUUCCGAGAACACACCAACAACAUCAACAGCAGUAAUAAAUCUCCACCAAUCGGAACAAUCUACGCUCUUCAGGAUGCUGCCGGUCACGUUAUAUGGAAACGGUAGAUCAGUCGAAGUUUUGGCGUUCAUCGAUGAUGGUUCUUCCAUGACGCUACUGGAUGAGGAUAUUGCAUCGCAAUUGGAGAUCCGAGGAGAGCCGGCCCCAUUGUGUCUUCAGUGGACCGGCAACGUUACACGCAGCGAAGCGAAAUCUCAACGAGUUAGCCUGGAGAUAAGAGGUACACGGAAGUCACAGAAGUUCCCGAUCGAAGUGCGGACAGUGUGUGGUCUAGAGUUGCCUAACCAGUCGAUGUGUUACGCAAAGUUGCUUGAAAAGUAUCAUCAUCUCCAAGGAUUACCUAUCCAGGAUUACCAGAAUGUUAAGCCUCGGGUGUUGAUCGGAAACGAUAAUUCUCACAUUGGAGCGACGUUGAGAAUACGAGAAGGAGAACCAGGCGAGCCUAUUGCUGCAAAAUGUCGAUUGGGUUGGUCAGUUUACGGAGCCAUCGGGGAAGGUACCAGGAGAGCAGGCAGUUUCCAUAUUAGCGAAUGCAAGUGCGAUGGAGAACUUCAUAACAUGGUGGAGAACUUUUUUUCGAUGGAAAUUAGUGGAAUAUGGAACAGCCCCGAACCACAGUCUAAAAAAAAUCUACGAGCGAACAAAAUUAUGGAGCAAACUACGAAACGUCGAGGUCAGAGGUUUGAAACCGGUCUUCUCUGGAAAUAUGACGACUUUGAAUUUCCCGAAAGUCGAAAAAUGGCCGAACGUCGACAUCGAUGCUUGGAGCGUCGAAUGAGGAGCAACCCAGUCAUCGGAGAUAGUGUGAGGAAGCAGAUGAUGGACUAUCUCAGGAAGGGAUACAUCCAUAAGGCCACCCCGGAAGAAUUGGCUGCGGCCGAUGCCAAACGAACGUGGUAUUUACCGCUAGGAGUAGCCCUAAACCCCAAGAAGCCUUCAAAGAUUCGCAUAUUUUGUGACGCAGCGGCAAAGGUGCAAGGAGUUUCGCUGAAUACGAUGCUGUUAAAAGGUCCCGAUUUGUUGAACUCAUUACCAGGUGUACUAUUCGGUUUUCGAGAGCGGUCGAUUGGAAUCUGCGCGGACAUUCGCGAGAUGUUCCACCAGGUGAUGAUUCGGGAAGAGGAUCGUAAUUCGCAGCGCCUCUUGUGGCGGAACAAUACAGACGAACCUAUUGAAACAUACUUCAUGGAUGUGGCGACGUUCGGAUCCUCGUGUUCUCCGAGCUCAGCGCAGUUCGUCAAGAACCGGAACGCAAUGGAAUUCGCUGAGGAGUUUCCUGAUGCAGCUGAAGCCAUCAUCAAACACCAUUAUGUGGACGAUUGGUUGGACAGCGUAGACACCGUACAAGAGGCAUGCAAGCUGGCGGCCGACGUUGAAUAUGUCCAGUCUCAAGGGGGCUUCAAGAUACAUAAUUGGCUUUCCAAUUCUCCACAGUUUCUUGAACAAAUAGGAGAACGAGAUUUGGCGGACACUAAAAAUUUAAAUUUGGACAGAAGUACGGAACGUGUUUUGGGCAUGUUGUGGCGUCGGUCGGAUGAUGUAUUCAUCUUUUCUCUGAACAAUAACUUAAGCGUCGUGCACCCCACUAAAAGAGAGGUUUUGAGAGCUGUUAUGUCGGUUUUUGAUCCACUCGGGCUACUUGCGUUCUUCAUCGUUCACGGCAAGAUUAUUAUCCAAGAUAUUUGGAAGACCAAAACGAACUGGGAUGAGAAAAUUACGGAAGAGCUGAGAGAUCGUUGGAUACAGUGGACGGAACAGUUUGAGAAAUUGUCGGAGGCAAAGAUACCACGCUGUUACUUUCCGAAUUACCCGAAAGACAGUGUCAAAGAUAUACAGCUUCAUAUUUUCUGCGAUGCGAGUGAACAAGCUUAUGCCAGUGUAGCUUUUCUGCGAGCUCAAAUCGAAGGUUCCAUACACUGCGCUCUCGUUAGCGGAAAAUCGAAGGUUGCGCCAUUGAAAACCGUGUCUAUACCACGACUGGAGCUUCAAGCAGCGGUACUGGGAGUUCGGUUGCAAAAAUUGAUCAAAGAGUUUCACAGACUGUCAAUCAGCAGAACCGUAUACUGGAGCGACUCGCAAACUGUGCUAUCGUGGAUAAAAUCAGACCAUAGGCGUUAUCGACAGUACGUGGCGUGUAGAAUUGGGGAAAUUUUGACCGAAUCUAGUGUAGACGAUUGGAGAUGGAUACCGUCGAAGGAGAAUGUGGCUGACGAUGCUACGAAGUGGGGACAAGGUCCAAACUUUUCGAACGAAUCUAGAUGGUUUCGAGGCCCACAGUUUUUAUAUCACCCAGAGGGCGAGUGGCCAACCGACUGUAAGAUUAGCAUAGAAACUACGGAGGAAUUAGCAGAGUGCUUGCAUCACUUUUCCGCGCGGAGCUUCUUUCAGCUGAUUCGAUGGGAGCGCUUUUCUUCUUGGCAGACGCUGUGGCGGUCUGUGGCAACUAUUCUCAAAUUUUUCGACAUGUUGCGCGCGAAGGCUAAGAAGGUAUCGUACGUCAUGGGACCUGUAACGAGUGAGGAACUGACUAGAGCGGAAGAUAUAAUUUUUAAAUUAGUUCAAAAAGAAGUGUAUUUUCAAGAAUUGUCGGCACUGUUAGAGAAGAGCCAAUCAGGAAGUAAAACACGCACCCAGAGCACACUGAACAGAAACAGCAAGUUGUUUAGGCUCUCACCAUUCCUAGACGAACGCGGAAUUAUACGAUUAGAGAGCCGCAUUAUUGCUGCGUCCUAUGUAUCGUUCGAUACCAAGUUUCCGAUAAUUUUACCUAAGGAACAUGUUGUCACCCGGCUGAUGUUAGAGGCGCUUCACAAACGUUACCUUCACGCAAACGGAGAAACCGUGGUUAACGAAUGUAGGCAGCGUUUUCACAUUCCGAACCUUCGAAGUCUUGUUCGAAAGGUGUCUAGAUCAUGUCCGCAGUGCAAAAUAAAAAAAGCGAAACCCACGACCCCGAGAAUGGCUGCGCUUCCAGAAGCAAGAUUACAAGCUUUCGUCCGACCUUUCACCCACAUUGGCUUGGACUACUUUGGGCCACUGAACGUGCGCGUAGGAAGAAGUGUGGUGAAAAGAUGGGUGGCACUCUUUACAUGCUUAACGAUUCGUGCCGUCCAUCUUGAGAUUGUUCAUUCCUUGACGACCGAAUCUUGCAAAAUGGCUAUACGGCGAUUCAUUGUUUGCCAUGGCUCGCCGCUAGAAAUAUAUAGUGACAACGGAACAAAUUUCGUAGGAGCAAGCAAUGAACUUAAAAACGCAGUCGAUUCGAAACAGCUAGCAGAAUGCUUCACAAACGCUUAUACAAAAUGGAUCUUCAACCCACCGGCAGCACCACAUAUGGGCGGCGCCUGGGAACGCUUGGUGCGCUCCGUAAAAGUGGCGAUGGCAGCGAUGCAGACGUUGCGGAAUCCGGAUGAUGAAACCCUAGCGACGAUAGUUAGGGAAGCUCAGGGUGUGGUAAAUUCACGUCCUCUUACCUUCAUCCCGAUUGAAAGUGAAUCUCAAGAGGCCUUAACACCUAACCACUUCAUUUUACUAAGUUCCAACGGAGUAACUCAAAACCCAAAACCGUUGGCCGACGACAGCAUGGCGCAUCGCAAUAAUUGGAAUCAGCUCAACACGAUGGUAGACCAGUUUUGGAGGAGAUGGGUCAGAGAAUAUCUUCCGACUAUUGCUCGUCGAACAAAAUGGUUUAUCGAUGUAGCGCCCAUUGAACAAGGAGACCUGGUGAUUGUUAUUAGCGAAGCGGAAAGGAAUUGUUGGCUGCGUGGACGUGUAUUGGAAGUCAUCGAAGCGAAGGACGGUAGGCGGCGACAGGCGAUUAUACAGACGACCCAUGGUGUUUUAAAACGACCAGUAGCUAAGUUGGCGCGUUUAGACAUGGAAUGUGGUAAGCCAAGAUCGUCGAGUGCGUCCACCGACCUUUCUUACGGGCGGGGGGAUGUUACGGCAACUACGCCCGGUCUUCCGACCCCACCAAUGGGCAGAAACUGA